CUUUGGUCCUUUGUGUCAGGUGAACUGAAGUCAGAUUUUCUCUUUGGAUCUAAAACACUGAGCUGACAGCAAAAGGAGACACCAUGUUCAGGGUUUGUCUGAUAGUCUGUGUUUCUCUUAUAUUUGACAUCACAGCAAAGCCAUAUAAGCCCUGGAAUAAACUUACUGAUGAUACAUUCCAAGAUACUGUUAUGUCCAUAGAUGACAAAGGAAAGAUGUCCUGGGGAAUGGAAGUGGAGCCUCCAGAGGACACGGAUGAGACUCAUUAUGACAUCGACCCUCACAUGAUGAUUUGGAAGAGUAUGACAGGCGGGGAACAGCCCCUAAAGGCCGAAGUAGAUCUGGAUGAGCUGCACCAUCCUUCAGUGGCUGAUAUCCUCAAAGUCCAAAUCCAAAACAUGGACGUUCUCCCUGCUGACAUCCCAGCAGAGCCUGUAAAGGAAGAUGCUGGCGUGAAGUACAACGAACCAGAGGAGGAUAGAGAUGACAUUGACCACCCUGUUUUCAGUGAGGUGUCCCCAGAGGAACCUGAGCAGGACUGGGAUGAGGUCUACCGCAAAGCAAGGGAGGAGCUGGAUGAAUAUCUGGUCCCACUAAUAGCUAAAUACCAGGCUGACACAGAGAUCCGUGUUGCGCACUCUGAACCAGAGAAGGACGAGGACGGCCUGUACCAUCACGACGACCAGCCCUCGCCUGUGCAGAUGGAGCCGCUGAGACGUGAGGUCACGGGUGAAAGUGAGGUGAGGGUUCACCUUCAACCAGAGGAGGACAUGGACGACCUGUACCACAGAGACCCCCUACAGCCCAUCCCUUACCAAGAUCACGCCGACCCUGCCGUUCCUGUUGACUUGCUGUCUCAGAGGAGGCACAGCGAACCAGAGGAGGACCUGGAUCAUCUCUACCACCCAUGAUCCUUCAAUACCCACACAACUUGUGUAUAUCCAUUUCAAAUCAGAUAUAGCUCAUACACUGUCGCUGCUACAGAUAAAUAAAUCAGAAGUUUCUUUUGACUGUCUUAACACCUAAAUAAGUGUACACAUCUAAAUCUCAGUGUCGCUUAUUCUGUAUGUAUCUUAAUGAUAAAGACACUUUAACACA
Messenger RNA from Lates calcarifer (barramundi perch), 1098 nucleotides. RefSeq lists its product as uncharacterized. The transcript is spliced from 4 exons. NCBI's taxonomy places the organism in Eukaryota, Metazoa, Chordata, Actinopteri, Centropomidae. The record is from RefSeq and is a predicted model, not a curated record. The coding region runs from base 84 to 911 and encodes 275 amino acids.